AUGAGUUGUUUUGCUCUCCCAGUUUCGUUUUGUUCAGAUAUGCAAGGAAUAAUCUCGCGAUUUUGGUGGAGUGGGUCAGAGGAGAAGAAAAAAAUCCCUUGGGUUAGUUGGAAUUCAAUUUGCAAAGCGAAGAAAAAUGGGGGUCUCGGGUUCAGAAAUUUGAGAGCUUUCAACCAAGCCAUGCUAGCUAAACAAGCGUGGCGAUUGAUUCAGAAUCCUAACUCUCUUUGUGCAAAAUUUUUAAAGGCGAAGUACCAUCCUCAAUCUGAUUUUCGUAAUGUUAGUUUGAGAAGGGGAUCGAGCUUCGUGUGGCAGAGCAUAAUGGAAGGGAAAAAAGUUCUCGACUCGCGGUUGGCCUGGAGAAUUGGCAAUGGAGUGACGGUGAAUGCAGCUAAGGAGAAUUGGAUCACUACGACAAAUAACAUGAAACCUGUGAGCCAGCCGAAUCUGUCGGAUGAUUGUUAUGUCAGUAGUUUCAUAGAUUAA
Molecule: messenger RNA, 486 nt
Organism: Mercurialis annua (annual mercury)
Lineage: Eukaryota; Viridiplantae; Streptophyta; Magnoliopsida; Malpighiales; Euphorbiaceae
Exons: 1
Coding region: 1-486 (161 amino acids)
Source: RefSeq, a predicted model, not a curated record